This is a messenger RNA of Striga asiatica, 369 nucleotides long. NCBI's taxonomy places the organism in Eukaryota, Viridiplantae, Streptophyta, Magnoliopsida, Lamiales, Orobanchaceae. The record is from the annotation of a GenBank genome assembly.
AUAGGAUUGUACCUCCAAUCCACCAUUUAUCUUGCGUUUGUUUUUCAAAACUCCGGCCCGCAAGAUAGUAUAAAGCCCGCGAUGCACAGUGUAAUUAUCGUGGGAAACAACGAUUAUUUGAUCUUGCGUAGGAACCCGGGAGCCGAGGAGUCCGACGCGUGGAGCGUCUACAGUGCUACCUGCUCCGGCGAGACCGCUGGAAGCUCAAACAAGAACAGGCUGAAGCUGGCGGAAGAGUGGCUGAGGGCGGCCGUCUCGACGGUGGUGUCGCUGCUCAUCAAGCUCUUGCCGGAGUACAAUCCCUCUGACCCCGGGUUCCUAUGUGAAUCGUCUAUCUUGUGCUUGAUUUCAUGUACCGAUCAGAAAUAA